Molecule: messenger RNA, 2218 nt
Organism: Rhincodon typus (whale shark)
Lineage: Eukaryota; Metazoa; Chordata; Chondrichthyes; Orectolobiformes; Rhincodontidae
Gene: abcf2a
Product: ATP-binding cassette, sub-family F (GCN20), member 2a
Exons: 13
Coding region: 246-1865 (539 amino acids)
Molecular function (GO): ATP binding; ATP hydrolysis activity
Source: RefSeq, a predicted model, not a curated record
CCAAGGGAUGAGCUUCCGCCAGGCGCUUGGGGAAAGGUAGGCAGAAGCCGGUCGGCACGCGGCUUGUGGAGGUGUUGCUGACGGACCGGUAUCAAAAAGGACGGCAAUCGACAAUCCACCAUUGGCUCUCCAGGUGAGGAACCAUCCAGCCUGUGGCCUCGGGGAUUGAGUUAAUAAAGAAGAAGCUGAGACAUCUCCUCUCAGGACGGGAUUGUACUUCCACUAAUACAUACUAACCAACAGCCAUGCCUUCUGAUUUGGCCAAGAAAAAGGCAGCUAAGAAGAAGGAAGCAGCAAAAGCUCGUCAACGUAAACCUAAGACCACAGAUGCACCUGAGGAAAAUGGUGACAUCGGUGUAGAGAGGGUGGAAAAUUCAGAAAGGCCGCAACUGAAUGGCUCUUCUGUUCAUGAUGCAGGAGUGGCACAAAUUACCAAUGAGCUUGAUGAUUUUGAGCUGAAGAAAGCAGCAGCACGAGCAGUCACAGGAGUACUGGCCUCGCACCCCAACAGCACGGAUGUUCACAUCAUCAACCUGUCACUCACUUUCCAUGGUCAGGAGCUACUCAGCGACACAAAGCUUGAGCUAAAUUCUGGUCGACGUUAUGGGCUGAUUGGUCUCAAUGGAACUGGGAAAUCCAUGCUGCUGUCUGCUCUGGGCCACCGGGAGUUACCAAUACCAGAACACAUUGACAUUUACCAUCUUACACGGGAGAUGCCGCCCAGUGACAAAACACCACUCGACUGUGUGAUUGAGGUGGAUAGGGAACGUAUUGAGCUGGAGAAAGAAGCAGAACGUCUAGCCCACGAAGACUCGGAGUGUGAGAAACUUCUACAAAUCUAUGACCGUUUGGAGGAAUUGGAUGCAGACAAGGCAGAAGUGCGAGCAUCCCGGAUUCUCCACGGAUUGGGGUUCUCACCAGCCAUGCAGCGGAAGAUGAUGAAGGAUUUUAGUGGAGGCUGGAGGAUGAGAGUGGCCCUUGCAAGAGCAUUAUUUAUCAAACCCUUCAUGCUUUUGUUAGAUGAGCCUACUAAUCACCUUGAUUUGGAUGCCUGUGUAUGGCUGGAAGAGGAAUUGAAAUCAUUCUCCCGGAUCCUUGUCCUUGUAUCUCAUUCCCAGGAUUUCUUGAAUGGAGUUUGCAACAAUAUCAUUCACAUGCACAACCGCAAACUGAAAUAUUAUACAGGUAACUACGACCAAUAUGUGAAGACCAGGCUGGAACUAGAGGAGAAUCAGAUGAAGCGGUUCACCUGGGAACAAGAUCAGAUUACACACAUGAAGAACUACAUUGCUCGCUUUGGACAUGGCAGUGCCAAGUUAGCUCGACAAGCUCAGAGCAAAGAGAAGACGCUACAGAAGAUGAUGGCCUCUGGGCUGACGGAGAAAGUCAUCAGUGACAAGACAUUGUCAUUCUGCUUCCCGUCCUGUGGGAAGAUUCCUCCCCCUGUUAUAAUGGUACAGAAUGUGAGCUUCAAGUACACUAAGGAUGGGCCAUUAAUCUAUCGAAAUUUGGAGUUUGGUAUAGAUUUGGACACCAGGGUGGCCCUGGUUGGGCCGAAUGGAGCUGGAAAGUCUACAUUACUGAAACUGCUGGCAGGUGAUCUCUUGCCUUGUGAUGGAAUGGUUCGAAAACACUCACAUGUCAAGAUUGGACGAUACCAUCAGCACUUGCAAGACCAAUUAGAGCUGGACCUGUCCCCUUUGGAGUACAUGAUGAAGUGCUAUCCAGAGAUCAAGGAGAAGGAGGAAAUGAGGAAGAUUAUUGGGCGUUAUGGGCUCUCAGGAAAACAGCAGGUAGGUAUGCUGUGCAUCACAGUUCUGGUCGGGUUGGGGAGUGUGUCAUGGACCCUGGAGGUGAGUGGGUAGUUUCUUUUUGGGGUGGGUGAUGGAAGUGCUAGAGUGCAUGCGCAUAAAUAUCAGUAUAGUCUAAAUCUAUUCUCCAGAGAUAUAAUCUCCCCUUCAAACAACAGUUUUCAAUUUGUGUAAUCCAGAGCCCUACCUGGCAGAAAUCAAGAUGGUUGUGGUGGUUGGAGGUCCUCAGGGAUGUAUCCUUGUUCCACUCAUCUUGAGUGGCUUCAUCAAUGAUCUCCAUUAUAGGUUUAGGAGCGGGGAUGUUUGCUGGUAAUUGCAUAAUGGUCACCAUUUGUGACUCCUUCCAAACCCACAACCAGUUUCGUCUAGAAGAAUAAGGGCAGCAGAAACACGAUCUGUAAGUUCCC